This is a messenger RNA of Olea europaea var. sylvestris, 947 nucleotides long. RefSeq lists its product as uncharacterized. Lineage: Eukaryota; Viridiplantae; Streptophyta; Magnoliopsida; Lamiales; Oleaceae. The record is from RefSeq and is a predicted model, not a curated record. Gene Ontology annotation, molecular function: zinc ion binding. The transcript has 5 exons. Bases 137 to 721 code for a protein of 194 amino acids.
UUUAGUCACAUGCAAGAAUUUUAGAUAUAUUGGAUACUAGCCAACAUCUAUAUAUAAGUAAGACAUAUUGUUGGAGACUCUUGGAUGGUAAAGAUUAACAAGAAGCCUAGAACAACUCAAGAGCCAAGAGAAUUUCAUGGAGGUGCCACCGUGGUUGAUUAUUCUAUACAAUACUACUUACUUCGGAGUCUGCUUCACUCAUUCAGAGCAUAAGAAGAAAGAAUUGGAUCACUUCUGUAUUGACUGUAAAAAACCUAUAUGUUGUAAUUGUGUUUUGACUCAUGCUCUACACAAUUAUGUUAAGAUUAGGAGAUAUAUGUACUGUGAAGUUAUAAGAAGGCAAGAUUUGUGCAAACUCUUCGACUGUUCAAACAUACAGGCAUAUAAUACAAAUAAAAGUAAAGUGUUGUUCUUGAAGCAAAGGAGUCAACAAUCAUCACCACAACAAAAUUCAAAGGAUCACAGUUGCAUCAUAUGCAAGAGGAGUUUGCCAGAUUCCUGUUUAUAUUGCAGCAUUGCAUGCAAGGUUUCUGCCAUAUGUGGAGAUCGACUCAAAGAAGAAACUAUUCUUGAUUACAAGAGGAUGAGUAUAGCGGAAGAUGUUGGCUUAGAAAAUAGUCAGACAACAGAUGGCUUAGAGAAUCAUAGGCCAAAAGAUGGCGCAAACUUCAUACUGAGAAGACGAAGGAAAGGAAUUCCUCAGAGGGCUCCCUUUUUUUGAAUGACCAAAUUUAUAUUACAUUUAAGCAUUCCAUGUCGCUGUGUAGGUUCAAGUUAUUGAGAUGCCCUUUUUUCUUUUUUUUUUUUUUUGGGUAACUUGGUACCGUGGACAGCUGAAAUAAAACUAAGGUUCCAUUUGAUAGCGUCAUAUUCCAGGGAAAAUAUCACAUUCGAAGAAUUCAUUUUCUAUCUUGACUGUUUGAUAUGAAAGUGAAAAUUGAGUUCGA